AUGACAUUUAUCAGCAACUGCGCUAUUCCCUAUUUUAGUAUUGUCGUAAAUGAAAGGGAAAUGAGCAGGGAAGUAGGGAAAGUGAGUCCAAAAUGGUACCCCUUCGUUGGAUCGAGUGCGGUAGUCCAAAAAAUGACAAUGCAAUACGGCUCACAGUGGAAGGCAUUCUCAGUUUUGGCAAAAGAGUACUCGACGAAGGCACUUGGACUUAAGCUUGGCUCAGACCAAAUUGUUGUUGUGUUUGGGGAAAAGAACAUACGCCAAGUCUUCACCGAAAAGGAAUUUGAAGGCCGUCCAGACAGCUUUUUCAUCAGGCUGAGGUGUCUCGGAAAACGACUGGGAAUAACCUUUGUCGAUGGACCUCUGUGGCGGGAACACCGACAAUUCACAGUGAAGCAUUUGAAAAACGUCGGAUUUGGUAAAACCCCGAUGGAGAAAGAAAUUCAAAGCGAGCUUGUGAAUAUUCUAGAGUACAUUGAGAAGAACAGAAAAACACCGAUUAAUCCGAAACUCAUUCUCGCGAUGUCAGUGAUGAAUAUUUUGUGGAAAUUCACAGCUGGUGAACGCAUUGAACAGGAGCGACUUAGUUACAUUUUAGAUUUGUUUGCAAAACGUUCUAAGGCCUUCUCGAUAGCUGGUGGCUGGCUCAACUUGUGGCCCUGGAUACGAUUCGUUCUUCCAGACUUAAGUGGCUAUAACUUAAUAAAAAAUUUAAAUCUACAAAUAAGCGAUAUUAUUAAGGAAGCUAUCAUCAAACAUAAAAAUGGAACUGUACAAGGCAGCGAUUUUAUAUACACAUUUUUACAAGAGAUGAAAGAAAGUAACAACGGUUUUUUUCAUGAGGAACAAUUAAAUACCAUUUGUCUUGAUAUCUUAAUAGCGGGCUCACAGACGACAAGUAAUGUUGUAGAGUUUGCUAUUUUGUGUCUUAUACGAUACAAGGCGAUACAAGAGAAGGUUUAUGAUGAGAUACAGAGAACGAUUGGUGACAAUGAACCAAAUUGGAAUGAUAGUAACAGAUUACUAUACACCAUGGCUUUCCUUCUAGAAGUCCAAAGGUUCUACACAAUAGUACCAUUAGCUGGUCCCAGAAGAGUGCUUAAAGAUACCACUAUAGAAAACUAUAAUAUACCAAAAAAUACCACGGUAUUAUUAGCAGUUGGCGAUGUACACUUUGAUAGCGAGAUAUGGGAUAAACCACACAAAUUCAUGCCUGAAAGAUUUUUGGAUUCUAAUGGCAAUUUGAUUAAAAACGAUCACUUUUAUCCCUUUGGAAUGGGUCGUAGGCGCUGCCCCGGCGAUUCGUUAGCGAAAUCGUUUAUUUUCAUUACAUUCGUUGGAAUCGUUCAAAAAUAUAAGGUCGAAAGUUUGAAUGGUGUUUUACCUUCCGAAGAGCCAAUCAUCGGAUUAAUAUCUGGAGCGAGGCCGUUCACAGCAGAAUUCAUUCCACGGUCUUGA
Pieris macdunnoughi is the source of this 1458-nucleotide messenger RNA. NCBI's taxonomy places the organism in Eukaryota, Metazoa, Arthropoda, Insecta, Lepidoptera, Pieridae. The record is from the annotation of a GenBank genome assembly.